This is a messenger RNA of Callorhinus ursinus (northern fur seal), 1241 nucleotides long. RefSeq names its product WD repeat-containing protein 89-like. Lineage: Eukaryota; Metazoa; Chordata; Mammalia; Carnivora; Otariidae. Gene Ontology annotation, molecular function: protein binding. The record is from RefSeq and is a predicted model, not a curated record.
GCAGUUGAGAUUUUUACGACGCUUGGAUGCUACUCCUGACAUGGAGAAGAUUGAGGAACAGUUUGCUAAUCUGAACAUUGUUAAACGUUCCUCAGAAACUAAAGAGCCUGCUUACUUGCUUGGUAUAGAUACAUCAAAAGCUAUACGAGCAGAAAAAGAAAACUUGGUUGCUGUUUUAUGUUCUAAUGGAUCAAUCAGAAUAUAUGAUAAAGAAAGGUUAAACAUACUACGAGAAUUUAGUGGAUAUCCUGGACUUCUUAACAGAGUUAAAAUUGCAAAUUCUUGUGACAGUGUAUAUUCCUCAUAUACCGAUGGCACUGUAAAGUGUUGGGAUGCUCGAUUAGCCAGUGAAAAACCUGUCCCGUUCAAGGGUUACCCUUCCAAUAGUUUUAUUAGUUUUGAUAUCAACUGUAAUGAUCAUGUCAUUUGUGCUGGUACAGAAAAAGUGGAUGAUGAUGCAUUGUUGGUAUUUUGGGAUGCAAGAAUUAAUUCUCAGGAUUUGUCUACUACUAAAGACCCACUUGGAGCAUAUUCAGAGACUCAUAGUGAUGAUGUCACUCAAGUGUGCUUCCAUCCCAACAAUCCUAACAUGGUAGUCUCGGGUUCAACUGAUGGCCUGGUAAAUGUAUUCGAUAUUAGUGUUGAUAAUGAAGAAGAUGCACUGGUUACAACCUGUAACUCCGUUUCAUCAGUAAGCUGUAUUGGUUGGUCUGGGAAGGAUUAUAAACAGAUCUCCUGCAUGACACAUGGUGAAGGAUUUUGUUGGUGGGAUCUUAAUCAUCUGGAUACUGAUGAACCAAUUACAUGUUUGAACAUCCAGGAUGUCAGAGAAGUAGUUAAUCUGAAAGAAGGUAUUUUGGACUAUUUAAUUGGUGGCCUAUAUCAUGAAAAAAAUGGACAAAUUGUUGUUGUUGGAGGAACAAACACAGGAAUUAUUCACUUGAUGAGCUGCACUAUAUCAGGAUUGAUCCAUGUGACCAGCCUUCGUGGAGGGCAUGCUGCUACAGUCUGUUCUUUCUCUUGGAAUAUGCAGGAUGAUUCUUUGCUAACCGGAGAAGAAGAUGCACAGUUGUUACUUUGGAAACCUGGAGCAAUAGGGAAGACAUUUACAAAGAAAGACAGCAUGAAAAUAGCAUCCACUGUGUCCCAGCGAGUUUGAGUUCACAGUAAUGAUUCUUACAAGAGAAGGAAAAAGCAGUGAUGUUAUGUUGGGAGUUUACUUGAGAGGCUUUAUAGUUACA